AUGUACCCUGUUACUGCUUUUAAGAAAACAGUUGACAAAAAUCCAAUGAAAUUAGUUUCAGAAAAGUAUAUGAUUCAAUUAGUAGAAAAACUCCCAUCAAGUUCUAAGAAGAAGAGUGAGAAGUCCAAUGAACAAAAGACUGAAAAGAAACAAGAGACUUUAGGAGAUACAACAAACAUCAAAAAAGAAAGAGAAGGCCAAACUUACUCAUUUGAAACACACACAGACGAACAGAAAAACUCGACGACGACAUCACAGAACUACCCGUUCGCUUUUUUGAUGCCAUGUAAUGAGAUGUUUGACCAAAACAAUAAUUUCAAAGGGGUCGCACAACACGAAGAAAAUGAAGGAACUUUUGCAGUGGAACAUAUCGAGAGGAAUAAUGGAGGAGAAAUGAACCAAAACAUCGAUUUUGUCGAACAAACAGGACUGCAAGUAUCACCCCAAUUUCCACUCGAAGGUGACGAGCAAAUGAACGACUUUAUUAAAAUCGAGCAAAUCAGCGAGCAAUUAAAGCGCCUUCAUGUGUAUGGUGAGAUCUUUGCAGAGAAUGGGUAUUUGGUGCGUUCCGAUGCGAGAACAAAGACAGACAUCACACGAAUUGAAGACGCUUUGUCGUCGGUGACUGGUCUUAUUGGGCGGAAAUACGCAUACAAGACAGACCCAACGAAGGUGAAGUGUGGGUUUGUAGCACAGGAGAUGCAAGAGGUGUUACCGGACUUAGUCCAGAAAGAUGCGGAUGGCAAUUUGAGUGUCGAUUACCUUGGGGUAGUGCCUUAUAUCGUCGAAGCGCUGAAGACCAUUCAUCAAAACACAUUAGAACUCCAGUCGAAUGCUAAGACGGAGUACAACGACUUGUCAAAAAUAGUCGAAGAUGCCGUUAAAAAGUUACAAGACGUGUUAGAAGAGAAUGGGAAAGAAACAUAUGUGGAGAAAAGUACAACACAAGUCGUGUUUUCAUUUGAAGUCUUUGGACCAGCUAUUUGGAUAUUGACUACAGCUAUCUUAUUUAGCAUUUUUACUAUUAUAGUCCCAUUCUUAUUACCGGAAUUAAUCAUAUUGUUUUGUGUGAUGAUGACAAUGACUAUAGUACUUUGGGUUGCUGUUAUUGUGAAAAGAAAGGACUUGAAUGGGAUGUUCAAUAAAGGGAGAGUCAAAUUGAAGUGGCGACCCGUUCAUUUCAUUACAUGGACUGUUAUACUCAGUAUCAUUCACAUCUCAUUUAUAGUUCAGUGUAUAUUAGGGUAUGGAGGUGUGAUUAUGUCAUGUGUAUACACCAUCGUUUUUUUAUUAGUAAGUGGAGUCAUAUUUUUACUCUCUAAAUUCACAAAAAGAUGGAAUUUCUUGUGGACAUUAGUGUUCUAUUCUGGGUUUUUAGUUAUUACUAUUAUCACAACUAUUGUUUUAGUUUUUGUACAACCAUUCAUCUUUAUGAACGUUAAAGAUAUGGCAAGGCCAUAUGAAGUAAGAGUUCUGCAAAACACCCCAAUUACCCCAAUCAUAUUUUCAUCUCCACCAUGGAAUUGUUUCACGCCGAUUUUGUAUAGCGACAACAAAAUACCAGACAACCUCUCCAUUGUAAUGCCUAAGACUAAAUAUGACCCGACUGAAAUCACUCCGACGGUGCGAGGGAUAGUGUCGACGGAGAUGGAUACCACGACGACUUCAUUUCUGUUGAAGUGUUCUGGUAUUAUCACUGUUUCUUAUGGGGAAUUCACAUUCAAAAUGUGUGAGACAAAAACCACUGAAAGUAGUUGUCUUAACAAUAAGUGUGGGUGGUGUCGCGCAACACAGACUUGUGGGUAUUGUAGUAAUGGGGGUGAGUUUUGCACUUACGAGGGUGCUACUGGAUGUACCAAAUGA
Molecule: messenger RNA, 1863 nt
Organism: Entamoeba invadens IP1
Lineage: Eukaryota; Evosea; Mastigamoebida; Endamoebidae
Exons: 2
Coding region: 1-1863 (620 amino acids)
Biological process (GO): protein autoprocessing; positive regulation of DNA-templated transcription
Cellular component (GO): endoplasmic reticulum membrane; nucleus
Molecular function (GO): sequence-specific DNA binding; DNA-binding transcription factor activity
Source: RefSeq, a predicted model, not a curated record